Arthroderma uncinatum is the source of this 876-nucleotide messenger RNA. RefSeq lists its product as uncharacterized. The transcript is spliced from 7 exons. The record is from RefSeq and is a predicted model, not a curated record. NCBI's taxonomy places the organism in Eukaryota, Fungi, Ascomycota, Eurotiomycetes, Onygenales, Arthrodermataceae. Bases 1 to 876 code for a protein of 291 amino acids.
AUGACCGUUGACAAGAAUUUCCUUUCCCCUCGAGAUAUUGUUCACGAUGGUCAAGUAUGUCUCAAUGGGCCCCGCAUCAUGAAUGGCACCAAGUUUGCCAUAGCAUGCUUGAACCUGCCGCAGUCCGUUUCGGGAAUACGUGAGCGUGCUCAUAUUGACGAUAAAACAUAUAACCAUUACGCCGAUAUCCUCCUAAAGCUCUUGAAGGUCUUUGUGAGGAUGUUCGAAAUUGCCGAUGACUUUAGAAACACUGUAAACGUGCUAAACACCGCGUGCUCGAACACCCAAGAUUUUGCAAAAUUAGCCGAAUCCACUUUCCCCGAGUUAUUUGAUUGCUUCAGCAAGUACCGUAAAAGCCCAACGACUGAGAUGCAUGAUAAGAUCAAUAAAAUCAACAUGGAAUGCAUUGUAUCGGCUAACAUUGCCACUCGCAAUGCCGGUUUGAUUGGUAUCGGGGGAUUGGUACGAGACUGGCAGAGCGAACAGCAAGACUUGCAGAACGUCUACCGGGAACUGAUUGAAAGAAUGAAAGCAGCCGAAUUCAUGCAAAUAAUUGAGAAGCUCUUUGGUAUCAGUGGUGGUAUAUCCGGUUUAGAAAACCUGAAGACAUGGGUUGAGGAGCUCGAUACAGAAGCUGGCAGUGCCAUUAACGAUCUAAAAGCUUUUGAAGGUUCCUGGCAUGCUAUCGACAGUGACUCUAUUGCCCUGCAGGAAUUGCUCCAGGACCCUCACAGCAAGGACACGGACAGGCUCUUGCAAGUGGAGCUUGCACAUUUGCUAGAGGGAUGGAAGACUGUCAAAAGUAAAGUUGAAGAAUUGCAGCAGGAGUUCAUUCAGAAGGCGCUGGAUAUGCUAAACAGUGCUCCCCACCGCUGA